UUCAGCUGUCAUGAAAUUCAUGUACACGCAGAAUAAGGCCCACAGAUACUGUCUCACCCCUCCUUCCUAUAAAACUUGUCCCCAAUUUUCUCAUUCACUCACAACCAAUUUCCUUCAAAUUUACGUAAUUUCAAGAAAAAUGGAAAGAUCUUGUUCAGCACCUGCUUUUGAGAAGGACGAUCUGAAUCUGCGAUUAGGGCUUCCCGGAAGAGACGAAUCGGAGCAGCCAUCUUCAUCUUGCGCCAAGACCAACAAGAGAUCCUCAUCGGAGAUGGACACCUCUCCCCACAACAAUCAAUCCGCCGCCCCACCUCCUAAGGCACAAGUAGUUGGGUGGCCGCCGGUGAGAUCUUACCGGAAAAACGCUCUGCAGGCGCAGAAGCAGCCGGAAUCGGAGGGAUCCGGGAUGUUCGUGAAGGUGAGCAUGGAUGGAGCUCCAUAUUUGAGGAAGAUUGACCUCAAAUUCUACAACAACUACUUGGAUCUACUCAAGGCCUUGGAGGGCAUGUUCAAGUGUACCAUAGGUAAUGAAUCUUGUACAUUAAUUAUGGCGUUACGCUUAUCUUUUUCUUUUUUUCGUGGUGUUAAUAUGAGUGGUUUUAAUUGUUCAGGUGUUUACUCGGAGAGAGAAGGGUACAAUGGGUCUGAAUUUGCGCCAACUUAUGAAGACAAAGAUGGGGAUUGGAUGCUUGCUGGUGAUGUUCCAUGGGAGAUGUUCAUCACUUCUUGCAAGAGGCUGAGGAUCAUGAAGGCCUCCGAAGCUAAAGGAUUGGGUGGCUGCUUGUAGAGAUCCGGUCGAAAUUUUUUAAUUCGACUCGAAAUUGGCAUCCCUAAAUGGAAGAAUCGAUUAGGGAGGGAUGGGGAUGGGCUUGUUCAAGAAAAUAUUGUCUGGAUGAAGACAUGAAUUGAGCAAGUUAGGGCACGGCGGGCUGCUUUGUACAAAUCAUAGAGAAGCAGUAGUUUGUUUGUUUAUCUCUUUGCUCUGCAAUUGUUUGUAUUUACAUUGAGGAAAGAAUAAUAUACUCCUUAUGUAAAAAUAAUGAUACUAAACAAAAGUUAGAAUACAAUUUUCCCA
Molecule: messenger RNA, 1075 nt
Organism: Salvia miltiorrhiza (redroot sage)
Lineage: Eukaryota; Viridiplantae; Streptophyta; Magnoliopsida; Lamiales; Lamiaceae
Product: auxin-induced protein 22D-like
Exons: 2
Coding region: 11-787 (258 amino acids)
Biological process (GO): regulation of DNA-templated transcription
Cellular component (GO): nucleus
Molecular function (GO): protein binding
Source: RefSeq, a predicted model, not a curated record